Messenger RNA from Lagenorhynchus albirostris (white-beaked dolphin), 984 nucleotides. It is a transcript of the gene ORMDL3, whose product is annotated as ORMDL sphingolipid biosynthesis regulator 3. Gene Ontology annotation, cellular component: endoplasmic reticulum membrane. NCBI's taxonomy places the organism in Eukaryota, Metazoa, Chordata, Mammalia, Artiodactyla, Delphinidae. The record is from RefSeq and is a predicted model, not a curated record. Gene Ontology annotation, biological process: negative regulation of ceramide biosynthetic process; intracellular sphingolipid homeostasis; ceramide metabolic process. The transcript is spliced from 4 exons. Bases 252 to 713 code for a protein of 153 amino acids.
GACAUCACCUGACCCUGCUAUUCCAGCCCUGUUGUGCAUAGAGUGGACUUAGAACCUGGGUCAGGGGAUUGGAAACUCCUCAAACAAGGCACUCUUGGUGACAUGGAGAGUGGGAGUGACCCAGGAGACCUCAAGAGUCGUUUAGUUCAACCUCCUAGAGCAACAGCUUCCUACCACGCAACAGCUGCUACACAUACAUUCUUCUGAAUUCCCACAACCUGGGAGAACAGUGGCAGGAGAGGGGCAGCAGGAUGAAUGUGGGAACAGCACACAGCGAGGUGAACCCCAACACGCGGGUGAUGAACAGCCGUGGCAUCUGGCUGUCCUACGUGCUGGCCAUCGGGCUCCUCCACGUCGUGCUGCUCAGCAUUCCCUUUGUGAGCGUCCCCGUCGUCUGGACCCUCACCAACCUCAUCCACAACAUGGGCAUGUACAUCUUCCUGCACACGGUGAAGGGGACCCCCUUUGAGACCCCCGACCAGGGCAAGGCAAGGCUGCUAACCCACUGGGAGCAGAUGGACUAUGGAGUGCAGUUCACGGCAUCUCGGAAAUUCCUGACCAUCACACCCAUCGUGCUGUACUUCCUCACCAGCUUCUACACCAAGUACGACCAGAUCCAUUUCAUCCUCAACACUGUGUCCUUGAUGAGCGUGCUCAUCCCCAAGCUGCCGCAGCUCCAUGGAGUCCGGAUUUUCGGAAUCAAUAAGUACUGAGGGUGCAGCCCCUUCCCCUGCCUGGGAUGGCAGGGGAGGGGUAGAAGCCUGUGCUGUGACGCUGAAGACAGAAGGAGCCGCCGGGUACCGCCGGAGCUGGGGGUUGAGCCUCUGGGCCCUAGUUUCCCCCUCACUUCCCACAGUAGCAGACUUGAAGUAGUUUGGGGUGGGCCCCCCCCCCGGGGCUCUGACCCCUCCUGAUUCUUUUGAUCUUUUCCUUUUGCCUCAUGGGGGUGCUCCUGGAAUGGGCUGGGCUCCUGGGCUGAACACA